Penicillium taxi is the source of this 2202-nucleotide messenger RNA. RefSeq lists its product as uncharacterized. NCBI's taxonomy places the organism in Eukaryota, Fungi, Ascomycota, Eurotiomycetes, Eurotiales, Aspergillaceae. Gene Ontology annotation, biological process: regulation of DNA-templated transcription; DNA-templated transcription. The transcript has 9 exons. Bases 1 to 2202 code for a protein of 733 amino acids. Gene Ontology annotation, molecular function: zinc ion binding; DNA binding; DNA-binding transcription factor activity, RNA polymerase II-specific. The record is from RefSeq and is a predicted model, not a curated record.
AUGGACACCUUACAUGAGGGAAUCCUUUCAACGGCUCCUCAGCAGGCUCGCAAGAAGUUUGCAAAGCCACCAGUGAAGGUGGCAUGUUUAGCAUGUCGUGCUUCCAGAACCCGAUGCGGUGGGGAAACACCCUGUUCUAACUGUGUCGCAAAGAACAGAAAAUGUUCUUAUCUUCCCAGCAAACGAGGCGGGCCUCGGAAAAAGAAGCAAAAGGCUUCGUCAUCUCCCGAAGCAGAGUCCCAGCAGGAUGAACCGCAGUAUGAACCAGUAAUGUCUGCGGAUUUCGAGGAGCCAUCAGGCAUGUUCAGUCAAAUCGAUGUGCUCUCUUUACCGGGAGCAGGUCUGCGACAUCUAGACUUCCCCCAAGUAGCCUCUAUGUUCCAGGACUACUAUUCCGGUGAUGCAUCUCAUGUCCCCAUAGAGUCGAUGCCCUCCCCCUUGGGAAGCACUCGGUGCUUAGUGAGAACAUAUGGAAGCGAACCUGAAAUAUUGAACGCCUACUAUGAUUUCAUUCAUAUCUACUUCCCAAUUUUACCACCGAGGGUAUCUCCUCAAUGUCGGGAUAGACCUUUGCAAAACCAGGUGCCAUGCUCUAACCCAUCAUCCGAGCCUGUAAUGAUGUACCGGCCUCGUUCGCCUUUGAGUCUUGCAAUAUCAGCAAUUCUGGCGUUGGUACCACAUUCAAAUGAUCCGGAUCCAUCCUCACAUGCAUCAGUCCUUCAGCGAAGACUGUAUGCUAAUGCGUUCUCGCAACUUGCUAACUCAACCAUUGAGUCGGAGUGUGAUCUUGAAUUGUCAUCAACCGACCCUGGCCUGGCAUUAUCAAGCGAACGGCCUGCGAUCAAUCGGGAAAGAUUCCAUCCCCAGGUCCCGGAGGAUCUUGAGAUUCUCCUUGCUUUGUUGGUUCUCUCAGUAUACGAGUACACCCAAAGGGGAAAUAGGCUGAAAAUGAGGUAUCGUGCUGGCCAAGCUUUGGCUAUCGCUUUGGAUAAGUCAUUGCAUGCCUCUAUGGACGAGGAUGAGUCUUCUGAAGCUUGUCGGAGAGCAUGGUGGAUGACGUAUUACUGCGUCUUACAAGGCUCCAUUGUGAGCACAACUGCACCUACAGUUGUCAUCAAUGACCCCCAAUUCACGACCCCGUAUCCACGAUUCUCUGAUGAUCCUGAGGGCUGGUCCAUUUUGAUACAAUCACAACAAGUCUUGGUCUCGGCGUCCCAGUUCAUCGCCGACUUGAAUAAAUGCUUGGUAUCGCAAUCAGGCAUGCACUUUAUGUUUGAACGGAUGCAGCAGCUGGACUCCUGGACCAACUCUGUUCUUGCGCAAGCGUCCUCACUUCCUAUUUCCUCUGAAUUUGGCAACCAUCGAGAAUCAAUCACCGCCCAGAGCAUACGAGCAAUUUCCAGGAUCAAAUUAUCCAGUGCACAAAUCAAAAUACAUCGUUUCAGAGCCUUCUCCGACAUCCCAAUCUUCAUUAAGAAACACUGCGACCUCACCACUGCAAAUCCAACCAAUACUUCUGAUAUCGACACAAAAUCCUGUACUUCAGGAUCAGACAUCCAUAGCGUUUCUUGUUUACAUGGCGGCCUUGAUCAAUUCCAACGGGCCCCCGCAAACGAAUACAUGACACCAUCCGACUCAUCCACAUCCUCAGACGGCCAUCCUUAUACCCCACAAUAUCCACAGUACCCCUUCACACUAGGAUUUCCAUAUAGUCCACAGCACUCGGCAAAAGUCUGUCUCCGUGCUGCGAUUACAAUCUCACACAUGUUUGAGAGUCUGCCCUACCCGCAACCCCUUCUCGAGAAUAAUCAACAACACCCACAGCGUCCACUACCCCGGACCAUGCCUUCAUUUGCAUGUUGUCUGAUGCAGAGCAGUUACGCAAUGUUAAUGAUAUAUUACAAGGUCCGCGUGGCGAAGCAACUUUCUCCGGAUUCUGAAAACGACAUUGGCGGUGACUCGACCAAUAGACUCGUUGAAGAGUUAUGCCAGGGCCUGCAACGGAUUAUUAGCGCCGUAUCAAACUACUCCAUUGCAUUCGAGGCAUUGGACGGCAUGAGAGGUAAUCAGAAUCCUACUUUUUUCCUUUCAAUUGCAUUCCCCGCUGAUGAUACUCUAGAUGAAAUCCAAGGUGCAUUCCAAACGGCAUUCCCUCAAUUGAAGAUUCCGUCGAAGCAGGAAAAAUACUUGGCUUCACCUUGA